This is a messenger RNA of Meleagris gallopavo (turkey), 1401 nucleotides long. It is a transcript of the gene TRIL, whose product is annotated as TLR4 interactor with leucine rich repeats. Gene Ontology annotation, molecular function: protein binding. The record is from RefSeq and is a predicted model, not a curated record. Gene Ontology annotation, cellular component: extracellular matrix. Lineage: Eukaryota; Metazoa; Chordata; Aves; Galliformes; Phasianidae.
GGAUGCCGGAGGGACACAAAGCCGCCGGGGAAGUAGCCCUCGGCUCGUCCCGGGAUGGGGGCGCGGCGCCGGCUCCGCCUGAUGGUGCUGUGGGGCUCCGUCGCACUCUUCCUCCUGCUGCUGCCCGCGGCCGAGCCCAUCUGCCCCGAGCCGUGCGACUGCCAGCAGCACCAGCACCUCCUCUGCACCAACCGGGGCCUGCGCUCCGUGCCUAAGGCCGCCGAGCCCCAGGAUGUCCUCACCUACAGCCUGGGAGGCAACUUCAUCGCCAACAUCUCCGCCUUCGACUUCCACCGCCUGGCCGGGCUCCAGCGCCUGGACCUGCAGUACAACCGGAUCCGCUCACUGCAUCCCAAGGCCUUUGAGCGCCUGGGCCGGCUGGAGGAGCUCUACCUGGGCAACAACCUGCUGCCUGCGCUGGCCCCCGGCACGCUCAGCGCGCUGGCCAAGCUGCGCAUCCUCUACGUGAAUGCCAACGAGAUUGGCCGCCUCAGCGCCGCCUCCUUCUCUGGCCUCAGCAGCCUGGUCAAGCUGCGCCUGGAUGGCAACGAGCUCGGCUCGCUGGGCGACUCAACCUUCUCGGGGCUGCCCAAUUUGCUCUACCUGCACCUGGAGUCCAACCGCAUCCGCUGGCUGAGCCGCGGUGCGUUCACCGGCCUGGCCAGGCUGCGCUUCCUUGACCUCUCUGGGAACCAACAGAGCUCCCUUCGCCACCCGGAACUCUUUGGCCCACUGCGGUCCCUGCACACCCUGCUGCUGGCCAGCAACAGCCUGCAGCAGCUGGCAGGGGGGCUUUUUCAGCACCUGCCCGCCUUGGCCAAGCUCUCGCUCAGUGGCAACCGACUGGCUCACCUGGCACCGGACACCUUCACGGGGCUGGGCUCGCUGAAAGAGCUGCGCCUCGAGGGUAACCAGCUGAGCCACCUUCCUGCCACGCUUCUGGAGCCGCUCAGCAGCCUGGAGGCGCUGGAUCUGAGCCGCAACGCGCUGACCGCCUUGCACCCCACCACUUUUGGCCGUCUCGGCCACCUGCGGGAGCUCAGCCUGCGAGACAACGCACUGGUCACGCUCCCCGGUGAGCUCUUCGCCUCCAGCCCGGCUCUCUACCGCCUGGAGCUGGAAGGGAACUCCUGGAGCUGCGACUGCCGGCUCCGCGGCCUCAAGCGCUGGCUGGGGGCCUGGCACUCGCAGGGCCGCCUGCUCACCGUCUUCGUGCAGUGCCACCUGCCGCCUGCUUUGGCUGGCAAGUACCUCGACUACCUGCAGGACAACCAGCUGCCACCGCCACCCGACGGCAGCCCCUGCCUCAGCAGCGCCUCUUCCUCCGCAUCCCCACCGCCGGCUGCUGAAGGGCUCGGUGCCAAUAGCAGCAGGGCCGUAGGGCAGCCUCGUGGGCCCCCG